AUGUUUCAGUACAUUCUUGCGUUCCUUGCGGGGAAGCUUGUAAGUGACUUUCUAAAAAAGGAACGGAAAGAAGAUCCAGAAAGCACCCCAAGUGAAGCCAGUAUCCUCGGGCUCACUGCAAGCGGAAAGAUGAAGAAAGAAAGAAAAAACACCAAUGCAAACAACAAUGCAAACAACAAUGCAAACAAUAACAAGAGUGGUUAUCGUCAUUACAUUGGCCAGGACACAACAGCUACAUCUAAUUCACGUAUGUGCUUCUACUGUAGCAAAGAAGGCAAGGAGCACCCGAUUGAAUAUUUCAUCCAAUACCCCUGCUGUGGCCAAUUCAUUUGUUGUGAUUGCAUUCGUCAAAACAGAAGACAGUCAUUUUGUGGCGAAUGUUUGACAAGUCUGCCGCAAAAUUCGAAUGCAAUGCUCUUUAUGUACAACCUGCUCGACAAAGGCGGCCUUAGAAAGGAAUUGCAUCACCGUAUGCUGGGAAGAUGCUUCCGAUAUGGUCAGGACACACGCAUGGAUGAACUCAUGUCGUUUCCUGUUUACGAGCGAAUGCCCAAACCUUGCCCACUGCUGGCCAUUAUGAGUCCACCAAGUGUGGGGCGUGCUGUGGAACAUUUUUUAGAAGCAGCUAGGGAUGGAGAUAUUUGUGCCAUGCUCGACCUGGCAGACACGUACAACACCGAUUUUCCAAACGAUCCCUUUCAGAGGAACAACGAAACUGCAGAGUACUGGUUUCAAAGAGCUCUGGGAAAAGGAAACACGAUAUGCCCAAUCGCUUUCACUCGAUAUGGAGAAUUUCUAUUUUGGGAGAGAAGGUUUGGAGAAGCGAUCGAAAAAUUUAAAAUUGCAGCGAUUUUCGGCCAUUCAAAAGGCCAGUAUAAGUAUGCACAAAUGAUGCUGGAUGGCUUGGGAAAAGAUUCAAAUGAUGCAACUACCAAGGAAGCUGAGGUUGUUUCAAAUGAAGAGACGACAGAAGCUAUCGAGUGGCUUUGCAAGGCAUCGGUGGAUGGAUACUACGGUCCAUCCUACACUCUCUUGGCGCAGACCUUGCUGAAUAUAUCUGAAAAAACUUUCGGGACAGCAGAGUUGGUUGGGAAGAGCCAUAUUCCACGAGUAGUUCAGAUCUUGAACCUUGCAAAGGCAGGAAAAUACAGAAACCGCCGACGAAACCCAAAAGAGAUAAUCGAGGAGGCAGAUGAGCUUCUUGCUAGAUACAAUUGUACAAAACAGUGCUCAAAUUGUGGAGCCAUGGGAUCCGAGAGUAAUCCCCUUUUAGCUUGUAACAGAUGCAACGUUACUAUGUAUUGCAGCAAGAUCUGUCAGCGAAAAGAUUAUCGUGAAGGUCACAAGUUUGACUGUUGUGAUCGUGAGGGGCUAUUUGAUUUCCACUCCAUCAAGAUGAAGCUACCUUGGAUCAAUGGUCAAGACUCGCAAGAAAGAACUGCACUGCCAAUGCUACAGUCUACAUCGAAGAAGACUUUAUCGGAAAUGGUUGACGACGAUACCGAUGAAAUAUACGGUGAAGAAGAGCUUGACUACGAUGAAUUUCUUUUGUCACAGAUGAUGUUGCGUAUGCGCAAGAACCUUGAGACGUACUUGGAUCGGGUUUUGGGAAAUACGGACACGAGUUUGAACCUCGAGAAGAAAAUCAAGGUGUUUAUCACACAGGAAACAGAUCUCAACGAAGCAUUGAGUUUCGUGAAGGCGAUGCAAAAGAUUCGAAAAUUGGGAAAUGAUGCAGCUCACAGGUCGCCAGAAGACCCAAAGCCUAAUCAGAAAGAGUGCGAGGAAGCAGUUCGAGAAUUUCGAAAGCAAAAGCAAGACUACGAAAUUGCCCGCGCAAGAGUCGGAAAACAAGAUCAUGGUAUGUCAGAAUUAUCGACAGUGCAAGAAAAUACACCAACAGUCCAAGUCACGUCAGCAACUCAGAACACAACGGAGGACAGCUUACAGAAGAAGCCAAAGAAGAAAAAGAGAAAGAAGAAGAAGAAGAAUUGA
This is a messenger RNA of Cylindrotheca closterium, 1995 nucleotides long. The record is from the annotation of a GenBank genome assembly. NCBI's taxonomy places the organism in Eukaryota, Bacillariophyta, Bacillariophyceae, Bacillariales, Bacillariaceae.